Crotalus tigris (Tiger rattlesnake) is the source of this 1682-nucleotide messenger RNA. It is a transcript of the gene CALML5, whose product is annotated as calmodulin like 5. Gene Ontology annotation, molecular function: calcium ion binding. The record is from RefSeq and is a predicted model, not a curated record. Gene Ontology annotation, cellular component: myosin II complex. The coding region runs from base 1 to 1305 and encodes 434 amino acids. Lineage: Eukaryota; Metazoa; Chordata; Lepidosauria; Squamata; Viperidae. The transcript has 3 exons.
AUGGCCAACCGGCUCUCGAAGCAAGAAAUUAGGGAACUCAGAGAUGCCUUCGCCCUCUUCGAUCAAGAUGGCGACGGGCUGAUCACCUCCAAGGAGGUGGUGACCGUCAUGAGAUCCCUCGGGAAAAAUCCCACGGAAGCUGAGGUACAAAGUAUCAUCGGUGAGAUAGAGGCCCACAAGGGAAAGGCAGAUUUCCCAAGACUCCUGUCCAUGAUGGCCAGGAGAAUGGGGAAUUCUGACACGGAGGAGGAAAUCAGAGCAGCUUUCCGCGUCUUCGAUAGGAAUGGAGACGGCUACGUCAACACGGCAGAGCUGCGACACGUCUUGACCAUCGUGGGUGAGAAGCUGACAGACGAAGAGGUGAAGGUGUUGAUCAAGGAGAUGGACAAAAAGGGAGACGGGAAGGUCAACUAUGAAGAAUUUGCACGAAUAAUGAUUGGCAUCUUCAAGGAGGCCUUCUCCCACUUUGAUGAGGACGGCAACGGAGUCAUCUCCAAGGAGGAGUUGGGGAACGUCCUGCGAUCCCUGGAGUAUGUUCUCCUCCACCUUCAGGAGAACUUCACUGACGAGAAGGUGGAGGAUAUGCUGAAGGACGUCGACCUGGAUGAAGACGGGAAGGUCACCUUUGACGAGUUUGUGAAGAUGUUGGCAAAGAAGGAGGCAUCUUGCUCCAAUGGAAUCAAGGCCGGGGUGUUGUCGUCUUGUUGCAAGAUGCCAGAACAUCUCUGGAAACCAGCCAAUAGGAACAACCCUACCUAUGGGCCAACUCUUUGCAAGAGAAGAGAAACAUUUCUUCACCGUCGAGGAGAGCAACUAACCGCAGAAGGUGAUCGGCGAAUUGGUGGGACAGUAGAAGACACCAUGACUUCUCUGAUGGAACAAGAAAUUGCAGAGUUCAAGGAAGCCUUCAUGCUCUUUGACCGGAAUGGAGAUGGGACCAUCACCACUAGGGAACUUGGAACCGUCAUGAGGUCCUUAGGGCAAAACCCCACCGAAGCUGAGCUGCGGGAGAUCGUCCAGAAGCUGGAAGCUGACAAAAACGGCACCAUUGACUUCCCCGAGUUCUUGAACCUGAUGGAAAAGGAAGUCAAGAACCGAGAUUGUGAGGAGAUCCGGAAAGCUUUCCAGGUAUUUGACAAGGAUGGGAACGGUUACAUCUGCGCUGCGGAGCUGAGGUACAUCAUGACCAACCUCGGGGAGAAGUUGUCCAACGAAGAAGUCGAGGAGAUGUUGAAGGUGGUAGACCUGGAUGGAGAUGGGCAGUUCAAUUAUGAGGAAUUCCUGAGGAUCAUGAACAGCAAGUGAAGAAGGUGACCAAGCCAUGGAGAUCUUCGCCUCCAAAACUCAAAGUAAUUUAGGACUUUGGGUCAUAUGCAGCCUACGUAAUGUGGCCUGGUGAGGACAGCUAGGACAGUCAGUUUUGGUGGGACGUGAUCGAUGGAGAGAACCUAAAUCAGACUUGGGGAUGCAAACUGAACUUCAGCUGUGGGUGUUUGUUGAUUUUUUUCUCUGCUUCCAAGAAGUGUAUGGCAUUUUUGGGGAUCAAAAGAUGUUCUCGACUUGUAGUCUUGUAGAGAAACGAGAUAUGGAUAUACAGGGAGAUUUCUGCAGAAAAUUAUCCCCAGUUGCUCUUGCUCAGUAACUUAACUCUAGCAAAUCAAAUAAAAGUCUAAUUGCUCUUA